UCAUCUUUUUUGGAAAACAAGUUGUCUACUAGAACCUCCGAAAACAAAGAUGGAGAGCAUCUACUCCCUUCUGAGCACCGUGUGUGAAAUGUAAGCAAUAACUGCCAAGAGAGAAGAACUUCAUCAGCUUUGAAUGUUGUGCAGAUUUGUAUGAUGCUUGUAGGAAGUUAAGAAUCUUCAGUUGCGUUACCUUUGAUGUGAAAACAAGCCACCUUCAACUGCUUGUGACUGACGUGAAUAAUGGAUGUCAACCUGAGCCUUUCAACACCCCCUGGGAUGAACGCAACAGAACCCUACCACAAGCCGGUGGGACCCUGGAUCCUCAUCGUACUGGUCAACAUCAUUCUGAUCAUAGUGGUGGGGAACAUGCUGGUUAUUAUCGCCAUAGCGCGCACUUCCCAGCUACAAACCACGACAAACAUCUUCAUAAUGUCCCUGGCGUGUGCCGACCUCAUCAUGGGGGUCAUUGUGGUGCCCCUGGGGACCACUAUUGUGGUGACAGGUGACUGGAAACUUGACGAAACGUCCUGCGACCUCUGGACUUCUGUUGACGUCCUCUGUGUGACGGCCAGCAUUGAGACGCUCUGUGUAAUAUCAGUGGAUCGGUAUAUAGCCAUUACAAGGCCACUACGGUACAAGGUUCUGCUCAGUAAGUGGCGUGCCAGAGUAAUAGUUUGUUUAGUGUGGGUUGUGUCCACCUUAAUUUCCUUUGUGCCAAUUAUGAAAGGGUUCUGGAAAGCAGACAAAGAAGACAAAGAAGCAGACUGGUGCUACGGUAAUGUAACAUGCUGUGACUUUGUGACCAAUGGUGCCUUUGCUAUUACAUCUUCUAUAGUUUCUUUUUACAUUCCGCUGCUCAUAAUGAUUUUCGUGUACACAAAAGUCUUUGUGAUAGCGACGCGGCAGGUCCAGCUCAUCGAUAAGAAUCGAAUGCGCUUUCAAAAUGACUGUCUAACAGCACAGAUGCAAGUUGUCCCCCACAUCAGCAAUAUCCUGCCAUCGACAUGUGCAGGCUCCAGCAACUUCAACAACGCAGCGAGGAGGAAAAGCAGCAAGCGGAGGCCAUCACGGCUAAUGCUGGUCAAAGAGCACAGGGCCCUGAAGACUCUGGGUAUCAUCAUGGGGACCUUCACCUUGUGCUGGCUGCCGUUCUUCGUGGCCAACAUCAUCAAUGCCUUUAACAGGGAGGUUCCCCCAGAGUGGCUCUUCAGACUGUUAAACUGGCUGGGUUACAUCAACUCCGGCCUCAAUCCCAUCAUCUACUGCAGGAGUCCAGAGUUUCGUACGGCGUUCAAAAACCUGCUGGGCUGCCCGUGGGUGUCCACGUUGUGGCUCAAUACUUUCUAUAAAGAACUUCGAACUCGCUGCUCCUGCUUUGUGUGGCAGGCUGAGUCAGGCACGGCCAGCUCUUUCCCGAAGUCUCCCACCAGUAACGCUGAGGGCACUGAGAGUCUGGCCAGUACGCAGGGAAGCAGCAGAAGCGAAGAGGUUUCGCCUGGUCCUCUGCAGUCCAACGGCAGCACACAGUUCAGUGACUUUUCCGAACCAGAAACCGAAAUUUUAACGCUGCAGGAAACGGACGGAUGAACUGAAAAAUGCCAAUCUACUGAAGCGAGCACAUUCUCUGCAGUUGUUGCUGUGAUCACUGCGAAGUCCAAGAUCAAGCAGCAGUGAAGACAAGCUAAAGAAAACUACAAGCACCGGCCCUGAAAAACACAACCAAACAAAGCCAGGCCCAGACAGAUGACUGGACCGACUUGCAGAGAACCAGUCGGUUUGGUCUGGACACUGUGACUGUUAGGGUGGACUGCUGCAGCUCAGCAGACAUCAGCUGAUUCCACAGACAAACUGCAAAACUGCCAUCCAUGCAUACUGUUUGCAAAAGACUCUAAGACAAGCUUUAAACGCAUUCCAGUGAAACAUUGGACGCAGUGUAUGUGGCCUAUGGUUUCCAAAAAUGUCAGCAUAAAGUAAUUUUGUAAAGUAUAUUAUCUGUUAAGUUAUGUAUUUAUGAUCCACCGAAUCUGUAGCAAAGUACAAGAGUUGACUAAAUCUGUAAAGACUGUCUUCACUGUACAACCAUUUGCGUCACACAAACUUAUCUGUGAAUUAUCAGCUAAGCCAUUAAGCUGUAUUGAAAUGCUCAAACCUCUGUCUGUUUAAAGUCUUAAUGUCUCUGUUUUGAGCCUGAGCUCGGUGUCCGCACAAUAGUUCUGUUACUUAAAUCCCUGAAUCGGUGUUAAGUUAUACCAUGACACAAAAAAUUGCUUAGUACACCUUAAAUAUAAUUCCAGCCAUUGGUAUAUUGUACAAGGUACAGUAUGAUAAAACUGCAGGUAAAUAUGGCAAACCUGAUUUACUUUGCUAAGUGAAUAAGUUCAGUGAUGCACCCUGAAAUGUCCAAUUAUAGAAAAAUAAUGGGACUAGAUGGAGGAAGUUUAGCCUGCAAAUGAUUCAUUAUUUUCUUGUAAUGAGAUACCCUGUGGUGUGGUGUUACUUACAGAGCAUCUUCUGUUGCAUUGAGAAAUAAAAUAUUAUAAAACUGUG
Stegastes partitus (bicolor damselfish) is the source of this 2547-nucleotide messenger RNA. It is a transcript of the gene adrb3a, whose product is annotated as adrenoceptor beta 3a. The record is from RefSeq and is a predicted model, not a curated record. Bases 241 to 1587 code for a protein of 448 amino acids. Gene Ontology annotation, cellular component: plasma membrane. Gene Ontology annotation, biological process: adenylate cyclase-activating adrenergic receptor signaling pathway; positive regulation of MAPK cascade; positive regulation of heart contraction. NCBI's taxonomy places the organism in Eukaryota, Metazoa, Chordata, Actinopteri, Pomacentridae. The transcript has 2 exons. Gene Ontology annotation, molecular function: epinephrine binding; beta1-adrenergic receptor activity; beta3-adrenergic receptor activity.